GCUUCUUCCAUAUUUUGUACCGUUUCAUCCAGCUAGAUAUUGGGUUCAUACACGUGCAGUAUAUCUUCCAAUGGGAUAUUUGUAUGCAAGAAGGCAAAGUGCCGAAGUUACACCACUAAUUGAAAAAUUAAGAGAGGAAUUAUAUACACAAUCUUAUGAUACUAUAUAUUGGCCAAGUGCAAGAAACAAUGUCUCAAAUGCUGAUCGAUAUGUUCCUGCUACAAAAACCUUGGCAUUUUGUAAUUCUCUCUUGAAUAUUUAUGAAAAACUACCAAAUUUUUUUGGAUUACGUGAAAUAUCCAUCGAGGAAGCAUACAGGUUAAUUAAAUGUGAAGAUUUAAAUACAGAUUAUCUAGAUAUUGCACCUGUUAAUAAAGUCAUGCAUAUUCUCUGCACAUAUUAUGAAGAAGGCCCAGAAUCAGAAACAUUUAUGUUGGCAAAAGAUAGAUUGAUUGAUUAUAUGUGGAUGACUUCAGAAGGCAUGUUGAUGAAUGGUACAAAUGGAGUUCAAGUAUGGGACACUGCAUUUGCUGCUCAGGCAAUCAUUGAUAUAGGUUUAGCUGAUGAAGUUUCAAAUCAUAAAUCAAUGAUAAAAGCACUUGAAUUUUUAGAUGAUGCACAAAUUAAACGUGAUCCAAUUGAUAUGAAAGAAUGUUAUAGAUUCCAAGCAAAGGGGGCAUGGGGAUUUAGUACUCGUGAUCAAGGAUACACAGUUUCUGAUUGUUCAUCUGAAGCUUUAAAAUCAGUCAUUUAUCUUCAAAAACUUGGUUAUACACCAAAAAUUGUUCCUAAAGAACGCCUUUAUCAGACUGUUGAUGUUUUACUAAACAUGCAAAAUAGUGAUGGAGGAUUUGCAAGUUAUGAACCAAUCAGAGGCUCUAAAUUGUUGGAAUGGAUAAAUCCUGCUGAAGUAUUUGGAAAUAUAAUGAUAGAAUAUAGUUAUCCUGAAUGUACAACUGCUGUAUUGACUGCAUUAAAUUUAUUUAAAAAAUAUUAUCCUGAUUAUCGAUCACAAGAAAUUGAAAAGGUUUCUCAGAAAGCAAUUCAAUAUAUUUAUAAUUCACAAUAUGAAGAUGGUGGUUGGUUUGGCUCAUGGGCAAUAUGCUUUACAUAUGCUACCAUGUUUGCAUUAGAAAGUUUGGCAAGUGCUGGUGAAAAUUAUGAAAAUAGCAUCCAUGUGAAAAAAGGUUGCGAUUUUUUAAUUUCAAAGCAAAAAGAUGACGGUGGAUGGGGCGAAUCUUAUAAGUCCUGCGAACUUGGAGAAUAUGUCCAACACGAGCAAUCACAAGUAGUUAAUACUGCUUGGGCAGUGCUUGGGUUGAUGAAAGGCAAAUAUCCUGAUGAAGCUCCUAUACGUCGUGGGGUUGAACUUAUUAUGUCACGACAACUAGAGACAGGUGAAUGGAAACAAGAAGCAAUAGAAGGAGUAUUUAAUAAAACUUGUGGUAUUAGUUAUCCAAAUUAUAAAUUCAUAUUUACCAUAUGGGCUCUGGGAAAAUAUGCACGACUAUACAAUAAUCCAAUCAUUCAAAAGUGA
Molecule: messenger RNA, 1537 nt
Organism: Entrophospora candida
Lineage: Eukaryota; Fungi; Glomeromycota; Glomeromycetes; Entrophosporales; Entrophosporaceae
Source: the annotation of a GenBank genome assembly